Molecule: messenger RNA, 2259 nt
Organism: Nelumbo nucifera (sacred lotus)
Lineage: Eukaryota; Viridiplantae; Streptophyta; Magnoliopsida; Proteales; Nelumbonaceae
Source: RefSeq, a predicted model, not a curated record
GAUUUGAGAUUAUUCCUGGAACAAAAGCCAUGGCUAGUAAAUGGGUACCCGCUAUUACUAAACAAAUGGGUACCAAAUGUCUCGAUAGAUAAACUUGUCUUUGAUGAGCUCUUAAUUAUAGUGAGAAUCCUGAAUGUACUUGUAGACAAGCGGUGCUGGGAAUGGGAAGCAAAACUGGUAAAGAUAGCUGGCGAAGCAGUUAAAAAAAGAUGCUUGGAAGGGGAAGAGGAGGAAGAAUUAGAAGAAGAGGAACCACAGUGGGGUCAUUUCUUCAGAAUCAGAGUCAAAAUUAAGGUGAUCAAACCACUGGCGAUGGGAAACUACGAUGUAAACGAAGAGGGAGAGAAAGUUUGGUACAAUUUUCAGUAUGAAGGAUUGCCGUUAUUCUGCUUUAGAUGUGGCCUUAUAGGCCAUGAGGAGAUAAACUACGAAAAAGUCUCAAAUGCGCAGGCAAUGGAGGAGAUUACAAAGAGGUUGGAUGCUCAAACCUUUGAAGCUGAAGAAGGAAAAAUGAGAUAUGGGAUGACUCUAAGAGAAAUACUAGAAAAAGAAGACUUUAAAUUCAAAAACUCUCAAAGGACGGAUAUUGAAGCAACGAGAGAGAAAGGCCCAAUUUGAAGCGAGAAUAGGUUUAGAAGGACAACAGAGGAGAGGAGUAUGAAUCAACUGGGUGGUCAGGAAGGUAUGGAGAUGCUAAAGUUAGUUGAAAUUAGAGGUGCAGGAAUGGGAUCUCUGACACAUAUCAAGGACCGAAACAAAAGCUUUAAAGGCAUUGACUCAUGCAGAAGGGGAUUGUUUCAAGAGGCGCCAAACCUUAGUUCUGGAUUAAGGAGUCUUUUCCUGUCUGAGGGGACAGUUCGACUGAUUAUUUUGCCGGAGAAGUCAUGCCAGCUAACUGAGUUUGAGGAAGAAGACAACACGGUCAAGGAAGUGACGGUUACAGGUGGGGGAGCUCGAGGUUAGAGGUAAUGAUGCCAACGUCAAAUCAGAUGGAGAGUUUCUGGAGGCAGAAUUAGGCUAAGUGAACAGGUUUUGACAAGGUGGCAGUAGGAGAAGUAGGAGGGGUGAUAGGUGCAUGGUUGGGUGACCAAAUUCAAGUGACGUGUUAUGACAAAAAGAGCCUGAAAGGGAAAGACCCCAUGGUGAAGGCUUGUCUGCAACAAAAGAGAGAAGAAUGAAGGGGUAGUUAUUAUAGAAGUGGAAACAGAGAGUGGGACCUAGCCGAACAUGAAUCGGGGAUGGGCAAAAAGAGAGAUACCCGAGAAGAUAUCAGAACUGAGUCGAAUCUGGAAUGGUUGAUGGAAAAAGAAAACUCACCUGGAGAGGGCAUUGAUUUUGAAGACUUCCUGUUAGAAAAUGAAGAUAUUGAUGGGGGUGCAGUCGAAGGAAUCGAAGGGUGAGUUGCUAGCUACGGAUAUGGAAUUGGAAUCUUCUGAGACAGGAACUGUAAACUGCUUGGGUAGUCAUAGAUCAGAUGAGAUGACAGUUACAUCUUCACUAAAGCAGAUCUUGGGGAGGGACAGACCUUAUUUGAUACUCUCAAACUUUAUGGAGAGGCUUCUGGUUAGCAGGAUGUGGAGGGAGAGGCAGAAGAUUUCCCAAGAAGAAUGGCAGUUUUUUUUCAAGCCCCUAGAAUGUCAGCAGCUGUAUUUUGGAAAGUGCCCAAGCCAGGAUUGUGAUCUCAGCUGCUUUUGGGAAGAUUUCUGGAUAGUCCCCCAUUUAGGCGGAGGUUAUAGCAAUCCUUAAUGGAGUGAUGCUCUUGGAAGGGAUAGGAGACUCCUUGAUCUCAGUGGAAUCGGACUGCCUUAACAUUGUUCAAGCGUUAUCAUCAAAGAACUCCAAUGAAGCUUCAGAUACUUUUGUUUUUGUGCAAAGAUAUUGAAGUAGCGACAACAAAUUUUAAUGUUGAUUUUGUUUAUGUAAACAAAAAAUGUAAUUCUGUAGCCCAUCUACUGGCUAAGCGGGGACUAAAAGAGUCUAGAAUUUAUGCUAGUGGAAUCUCUGAUUGGAUCAAGGACCUCGCCAAUUGAUCUUUACGGUGCUUCCUCUAUCAAUUAGAUCCUUUAUCCAUAGAAUAUAGUAUAUAGGCAUAUCUAUUUCUUCAUAUUUUGGCUUCUAUGAAGUCUCUUUGUUUGCUACAGCUGAUAAAAAUCGUUGCUUUGGACGAUGCAUAUGUAGAAAGCCUCUUUUGUUUUUAGUAUUUAUUAUCGGAUUUUWUCUUUCGUUCCUUCUUUCUAUAGUGGAGAUAGUCGCACGUAA